This is a messenger RNA of Kwoniella botswanensis, 642 nucleotides long. RefSeq lists its product as uncharacterized. Gene Ontology annotation, molecular function: aldehyde-lyase activity. Gene Ontology annotation, cellular component: cytoplasm. NCBI's taxonomy places the organism in Eukaryota, Fungi, Basidiomycota, Tremellomycetes, Tremellales, Cryptococcaceae. The record is from RefSeq and is a predicted model, not a curated record. The coding region runs from base 1 to 642 and encodes 213 amino acids. The transcript is spliced from 5 exons.
AUGGAAGCCAAAACAUACCUCAGAAACGCUCUCCAAGCCAAACAACCUGGUCUCGGUUUCUGUCUCCCUGGGGCUUGUACCAUUUCCACCGUUCUCGCUACUGGCGGGUUCAACUGGGUGUUGAUCGACGCAGAACAUGGUGCUAUCACCGACAAGGACUACUUUGAUAUCGUCUCAUUCUCCAAGUACCCUCCUACCGGCUCUCGGGGUUACGGUCCCAUGUUCUGUCCUCCUGUAUUCGGAUGCAAGGGAUCAGAAUAUGAUUCUCAAGCGGAUGAAAAAUUGUUGGUCAUCGUUCAAAUCGAGUCCAGACAAGGUAUUGAGAAUGUAGAGGAGAUUGCAAAAGUCCCCGGAUUGGAUGUGCUUUUCAUUGGUCCUUUCGAUCUUUCAAAACAAUUGAAUGUCCAGUUCGGCGGAGAGGAACAUGAAGCUGCCAUUGCGAAGACCCUUAAAGCAGCCCAUGACGCUGGAAAGGUUGCUGCGAUCUUCUGCUCUAAUGGUCAAAUCGCGAAACAACGUUUGGAUCAAGGAUUCGACAUGGUCUCGAUCGCUGUCGACAAUGCUUGUUUGGCUGCUGAGAUGGAGAGGCAAAUGGGAUUCGCUACGGGUACCACUAAGACCGGAGAUAGAUCGUACUCAUAG